Molecule: messenger RNA, 1125 nt
Organism: Dictyostelium discoideum AX4
Lineage: Eukaryota; Evosea; Eumycetozoa; Dictyosteliales; Dictyosteliaceae
Exons: 3
Coding region: 1-1125 (374 amino acids)
Source: RefSeq, a predicted model, not a curated record
AUGAUUGAAUGUACAGAUAAGAUAAAAAAAAGGAAUAAUAAUAAUAAUAAUAAUAAUAAUAGUAGUAGUAAUAAUAUAGAUAAUAAAAGUGAAUAUGAUAUAAAUUCAAAAGAAAAUUAUAAUGAUAUUGAUGAUGAUAAUAAAAAUAAUAAUAAAAUCUCAAAACCAAUUAUAUUAAAGAAGAAAAGACAUCCAUUAAUAACCACAUUAAGAUAUGUAGCGAUAUUUUUAAUAUUUUUCUUAUUAACAAGUGAAUAUCUUGUACAAUUUGUACAUGUUGAAGCAGUACCAUUAAAUAAGGGUAAAUUUAGUCAUAUAAAUUCAAAUGUAUCAGAUCCAAGGGAUUACAAUGCCCUUAGAAUUCAAUACUCUACAAAUUAUCACGAAAUUACAAGUGAUCAUUUAUUUAAUAUGUUAAAUAAUAGAUCAAGGGAUAUAACUGUUUCAUCUUCAAAUGAUUUUAAUAAUAAUAAUAAUAAUAAUAAUAAUAAUAAUAAUAAUAAUAAUAAUAUUAUUUAUGAUGAAAAUAUCAUUAAUAAUGGUAUUGACAAUAAUAAAUUAACAAGUGAAGAAAAAGAAAAAGAAAAAGAAAAAGAAAAAGAAAAAGAAAAAGAAAAAGAAAAAGAAAUAAAAGAGAAAAAUUUAAAAAUUUUUAGAGAAUACAAUUUAACUGAAGAUUAUUAUACAAAUAUAUUAAACUCAAAUACAACUUACAUUUUAUUUCUUUAUCACAUGGAUUGUCCAUUUAGUCAAAGACUAUUACCAAUUAUAGAGACAUUAUCAAGAACUUAUCCAAAUAUUAUAUUUUUUCAAUCAAGAGGAUUUACUGUUAUUUUAAAAUCGCAUUUUCAUACAAGAACAACACCAACUUUAUUCAUAAGAGUUAAUGAUACAUUGGUUAAAUAUAAGGGUAGAAAAGAUUUAGUUUCAAUUGGAAAGUGGAUUUCAAAAAAUUCAAAUCAAAUACCAUUAGAGGUUGAACCAAAUGUAGAUAUAGAAUUAUCAAAAGAAAUUAGAGUCGAUAGAGGUUACCUUUUAUACUUUAGUUGUAUUUAUGUUUCCUUUUUAAUCUUUUGUUCAAUUAAACGUUGGUUUAAAAAAUAUCAAAAUUUAAAAACUGAUUAA